GAAGGCAUUGGGCUCGUUCGAGAGGUUCGUUCAACCGAUGCACACAGCCCAGCUAAGCGGCAACACAACAUCAAGCUGUGCCGGCUGGUCGUCGGUGCGGUGCGGUGUGAUGUGGUGCGGGAGGGCGGUGUGAUACGACACGGCCUGCCCGACCGGCUGGUUGGUUGGCUUUGGCCGAUGUAGCCAAAGGAAAAAGCCAUUGCGAUUUUUCGGAAUUGAAAGGAUCAGUUUAACGCGAAUUACGGCUACGAAAGGAUGACACUUUCCUGUUGCAGUAGCGAGUGUCGGCGGCGAAUGCAAGCGUAUUAGUGAUAGAGUGCCAUUUGCCACACACAAUAAAAAUUGCAAUAUUUUGAAUUUAACGAAUUUUUUCACUGUGCCAGAAUUAAUAAAAAAAAUUUUCAAAAAGUAUUUGAAAAACUUGCUGACAAUGUAAAUUUAUUUUUUCAAUUGUGCGCAGUCAAGAAACUACGAAAUACGCAUUUUUUCCAGUUUCUCGAUCCGGACCUUGCACAACGUAAAAUAUCGCGUGUGUGGCAAAGUUAACGGGCGGUAGUUGCUGAGCAGAACGUUGGUAUCUUAUUUCUUUUGCAAGUUUGAACAAAUAUGCAUCAAUUGUGGAGGAAAACUAAACUAAUUUAAACAUUCAGCAUAUAAUUGGUAAUAUCGGCUGCAAUUUCAGCAAUAAUUUCCGUGUAAUUUAUAAUAUGUAGCAUACUUUUGCGCUCAAGGUAUGUGUGAAGCAUGGAAAUUGCUUGCCAAAUCAUAAAAGUAAUAAAAGUUACAAAUUUUAUAUUAAUUGAAGCGUUUUGUAGAAGAAAAAUCAAACAAACUCUAAACUAAAGCAUACCUUUAGGCACGUUAUUAAAGUUAUAUUCGCGUUUUAAUGAAAACUAUGUAAACAUUGAUCUUAUAUUAGUUUUGAUUGCUGAACGAUUUGUAAAAAUAUACUUUUCAACUAUAAUUGCAUACUUUUGCGCGCAAAAACAUUAUAUUUGGCUGCAAUUUCUAAUAAGAUACUUAUGCUUCAGCUGAAGUCUUUAGUAGUGAACCAUUAAAUUUGAGAAAUAUACGACACUUCAAUAAUCGCGCUAAGCUGAGGCUGAAUAACGGUUUAAAAUAAUUGCGACAAAAUAAAUUGUAUAAAUGAAAGACAGUUCGAAUAUCGUAGCCAAGUUUUGGGCGCAAUUUCCACAUGCUAAACAAUUUUAGAUUGCAAAGCAUUAAGAUAGGCAUUUUUUGUGGUGUGUAUUAAAUAUUGAUCCACACAUUGAACUUUACGAAAUGAUAUAAAAAAAUAUACAAAUUGUAAUAAUCUUUGCUGCAUCUAACUGUUAUUUUUAAACGCCCAAAUCAUUGCCUACUUUUUAGCAUUUGACCGAUAGAGGAAACGUUCUUAAAAUAAUGCUAUAUAUACAAAAAGCUAAAGUGAAUAUUUCAAAUGCUAAGCCAUGUGUUUAAAUAAUUUAAGCAACCUAAAAGUAUACUAAAAUAUUCAAAAUUUGUAAAUAACGUGAAUUUUAUAAACGCCACUAACAGAGCAAAUACAUAUAAAUACAAAAAUAAUUUAAAAUAUAUUUGACUCGAAGCGGCGACAAUACGCCUAAGAGCACGCUACACGAUUAGGAAUAUCUAAACUGCACUUUUGGAAACAAUACAAUAUAUUUUCAUAUACUUGACAAUGUAAACAAUUAAGCAUAUCAUUUGCUAGAAUAAAACAACAACAAAAAAUACCUACUAAUACUUUUUGACCCAAAAAAUAUACACAAAAAUACACUGAGAAUAUAUCUCGCUCGCUUAAAGUUGAACGGUUGUGAACAGUACGCUAGCACACAUACACACACACAUAAAUAUAUAAAUACAAGCUGUGUAAAUUGUGGCUAAGUUUGGAAAAUACUAAAAUUAAGUUGAUAAAACGCUAAAUAUAAGCUCUUACUUACAUUUCGAAAAACAUAUUGCAUACUUUAAGGCGCACUUUAUAAGUAAAAUUUAAUUAAAAAGUUUAUGAACGGUGAAAAGUGAAUGAAAUAGACUGUAAAAAUUUUGCAAGAAUUACAAAUUAUUGAACUAAAAUACGGUAAGCAUUUGAGAAUAAACACGACUUGAAAUAUCGUUGCCAAUUUUGCCGUCGCUUUGACGCUUUGCUCUCAUCGCAGCGAACAACAACGCACAACUAAGCAAGCGUUGCAAGCAAAAGUAAAUUUCACUAAAAGUGACAAUAAAAGCGCGGCGAAGACAAGUGACUGUUUCGCAAAAAUAUUUAACACGCUCACAAUUUACACUCUUUGGAGAAAGCGAAUUAAGAAUUUUCUACAAAACGACUUUCUUGCGGCGAACUGUAUGCAUACAAGCGACGGAGUAAACAAGCAGCCAGCAAAGCAGAUAAACAGCAGCAGACACGUGGACACAAGCAGCAAAAACAGCAACAAAGGCGGCAACAGAAAUAUAAAGGAACAUACACAGUGGUCGUCACGGCGUAUGAGUAACUUGAAAUUCUUCACAAAAAUCUUUCAAUAUAGUGAAGCUAAAAGCGAACAUUUUUAGAACUCAUUUGAAUUGCAUUAAAAAUAUGUAAUAACUUUGAUUAUAAAAAGUGCUUAUAACACAAAGUAAGUAGUUAAGAAAACAAAAACAAAUCAGUAUAAUCAGUUUAAUAGUGUUAAGACCUAAAAAACAAAAAAGUACUAAAAUUUCAAUAACUAAUAGUUAAUAAAUAAUUAUAGAGAAAUUGUAGUUAAAUACCUACAAAAACAAUAAUACUGAACAGAAAAACCUGUAAACAUAUUAAAUAGCAAUAAAACGCGCCAAACUGCUGAGUAGCUAUUUCACUCAAACAAACAAAAAACCAACAAUAACUUUAAAGUACAGCACAAAACAUAUACGCAACUCAAUUAAAAGUAUUACAUGCCAUAAAUCAAUGCAUUAAAUGAACAUAAAAAGCAAUUGAUAAGCGUCGGCAAACUGAGUAAAAAAAUUGCAAAACAGUGCUUGAUAAAAAAAUAAAAUAGUAAAGUGCAACACCAUCAGCUUUUUUAUGCACUUAGAGUGUGUCAAGUGUAGUGGUAAAUGAAAAAAUACACAUUGUGCUAAAUUAAAGUUUGCACAAAAAGUUGCUUAAUUUUAGAUGAAGCGAAUUGUUUUUUUUAAAUAUUGGCAACGUGAGAGCACGCGAUCUUUAUAAUAAGUGCAAAACCUUUGAAAGAUCAACAAAAUUGCAGUGUGUCCUUUUUAAUAGAUUAAACUGAAACGUUUGUGUGUGCUGCAGUUUUUUUUUGUAUUCCACAGUAUUCGGCAACUAGUUUGUGCUAUAAUCUUUGUGCUAUAAAAAUUUCAUUGAUGUGCUGAAUAUAUAACCGAUGAAAAUAUGAAUUACCAAAAAGGCAUUAAGGAUCCCAAUUUGGAGCGGCAUACAAAAGGUAAAACACGUCAUUUCACGGUGAACGGUUUUAAUACGCAUGCACAGCAGCAGCAACAGCAACAACAGCAAGCGCAACUGCAAAGUCAGAGUGACGUGCGUAAUAUUUACAAUAAUCCUUAUACGCCACCAAUAGCACCGACAACAACAUUGAGCCAACAGCAACAGCAGCAGACGCAUCGUUUACAGCAGCAACAACAACAGCAAUUGUUGUACAAGUCCAUUGCCAGCGGUGUUGUUGGAAAUAGUGGUGCAAAUCAAUACGAUUACCCACCAACGGCAUCGAGUGAGCAUCAGCAUCAGCUACAACAGCAACAACAACAGUUGCAGCAGCAACUACAGCUACAGCAACAGCAGCAACAACAACAACAACAAUUGAAUAACGUCUUGGAGGCAGACAAUAACACCUUCACCAGUCAUAAUAAAGAAAUCAAUUAA
Molecule: messenger RNA, 3853 nt
Organism: Bactrocera oleae (olive fruit fly)
Lineage: Eukaryota; Metazoa; Arthropoda; Insecta; Diptera; Tephritidae
Product: forkhead box protein O
Source: RefSeq, a predicted model, not a curated record